Drosophila eugracilis is the source of this 2125-nucleotide messenger RNA. RefSeq names its product RING finger protein 37. Gene Ontology annotation, molecular function: ubiquitin protein ligase binding; ubiquitin-ubiquitin ligase activity. Gene Ontology annotation, biological process: protein polyubiquitination. Gene Ontology annotation, cellular component: nucleus. The transcript has 3 exons. Bases 273 to 1733 code for a protein of 486 amino acids. Lineage: Eukaryota; Metazoa; Arthropoda; Insecta; Diptera; Drosophilidae. The record is from RefSeq and is a predicted model, not a curated record.
GUUGCAUGGUCACAUCGCCAAACGAGUGAUUUAUAAAUAUUCCAAGAGGCAGGGCGAUAAUUACUAUUGAAGCAGCGUUGUAAGAUGCCAUCCGAAGUCCAGGACAGGCUGUGAGUGUUCAGGAUCGGGCAGUGAACAGAAAGCACCCUCCCCUGGAUUAGAACAAGGAUAACUAGGCAGGAUUACCAGUGUUUCGGGCCAGAAGCAACAACAAAAGACUGCCGAACAGUGACGCCAUUUUCUGUGCGAAUAAAGAGCAGAGCCCAGCCAGGAUGAGCAGCCUUAUCAACUUUCUCAACCCAAAACUGAAGCCCUCUGUAGAGAGCGAUGCCGUGUGCGAGGACGGAUACACUGCGGCUAAUCUGGUGGCUGACGACAUCGAACAGCUGGAACGGGGAUUCAUGUGCUUCGCCGUUUGCAAGCCACCUAUAGAAAUCAUUUUCGAUUUUCCCAAGGCGGUGGACAUGAAGGUCAUCAAGUUGUGGCCCUCCUGCGGAGCCCUCAGAUCCACUUCCUUCGAACUACAUGGACGGCACGAUGGCAUUUGGGAAAGAGUGGCCUUUGUCCGGGACCUAGGACGUGGCGUGGAUUCGGUAACCUUCUGCUACCAGAGCGACUACAACUCUCGCAGCAGUUCUAACUCGGAGCAAAGUGAGAAGGUUUUCUUCUUCAAAUCCGCUCACAAGAUUCUGGCGAACACUAAUAGCGUUAAGGUAGUGAUCCGGGCCACGGAGAAAUGUCCUCCAGUUCUGCGCAAGGUUCAGAUGUGGGGCCUACCCGCCCGAUCCCUAGACAAAGCCGACCGGGAACUGGUAAAGAGUAUCUGGAGCGAGAUUAGCGAUCCAUACGGGCAGAGGGAUGCCGCUCAGACACCCACCGGACAGAGGUCACCACCGCGUCAUGUUCCAGAGCUCAGAGAGCAAUCCUCACUCUCCAUUCCAGAGGAGUUCCUAGAUUCCAUCACAUGGGAGCUAAUGAUCUUUCCCACCGUGUUGCCGUCUGGAAAAGUGGUGGACCAGUCAACAAUCGACAAACACGCCGAGGAGGAGGCCAAGUGGGGCCGCCAGCCAUCGGAUCCCUUCACAGGCCUGGAAUACACUGCACAGCGCAAAGCAAUCCUCAAUCUGGCAUUGAAGGCGCGCAUCGAGAAGUUCCUCAUGGAGCAUUCGGAGCACUUUAAGGCGGUGCCGCGUUCUCUUGGAACAUCUCGUCUGCGUCGUCGCCAUGCCUCGCAGUUCGCCAGCAGCACCUGCCAGCCGGGACAGAUCAGUCCGGCUGCUGGAACCUAUUCGGCACUGAGCAGCGCCUACAAGCAGCAGCAGCGGAAGAGCAGAGCUACAGCCACGGCCACUUCCUCAUCGGCCGCAUCCUUCGGAGGAUCCCCGCACUCACCACCGGCGGCUAAGAGGGCGAGGCAUAGCCAUCAUGGCAGCGCCUGUGCCACGGUGACCUCGGCUACAACCUCCAUAGAUCAGGCAAUUCAGCAAGCGCUGCAAAAGGUCACUCGCUUCAGCCAGCUGGCAGCGAACUCGAGCGUGGGUUCCGGAUCAUCGAGUGCCCCUCCCGACAGCUGCAUAAACUGUCGGAGUGCUCAGUUCGGCUACGAGAUCCGCACCUGCCGCCAUUUGGUCUGCCGGGAGUGCCUGGUGCUCCUCUCGCGCGACCAGCAGUGCGUUUGCAAAGUAUUCUUCCGCGGAGCCGAUGUGGAGCGGUAUCAUAAACUGGACCCUUAAGAGCUUCCCCGUACUUCUCCCGAUCGAGCCUCCUCAGUCGAUCGUCGCAAUAAGUUUGGUUCGGCCCUUCGGUUCAGUUUGUAAGCCAGUCAAUCGCUUUAGCCCCUAGGCCUCGUCUACGUUAGUUUAUAGUCAUAUCAGAGUCGGUCUGGUCGCAGAGUCGCAGAGAAGCCAAAAGUGUACACGCGCGAGUCUUUCCCGAUUCGGCAGUAUGUAUCAGUAUCAGGUCACGUUUAGUCAUAGAGCAGAUUACGGAUUACCGAUUAGCAAUAGAGAGUGCGCGCCUAGUUUUUGUAGACACUUUAUAUACAGUCCCCGAAAGACAGGAUCGUUCAGCGCAGGUUUAUAUAUUCAUACCAAUUAUAUUUAGAAUAAAAUACAAUAAAACCCAA